Molecule: messenger RNA, 501 nt
Organism: Setaria italica (foxtail millet)
Lineage: Eukaryota; Viridiplantae; Streptophyta; Magnoliopsida; Poales; Poaceae
Product: vegetative cell wall protein gp1-like
Exons: 2
Coding region: 1-501 (166 amino acids)
Source: RefSeq, a predicted model, not a curated record
AUGUCGUUGGUUUCAAGGCCGUGCGCGAACAAUCCCGCCUUGGACACCGACCUCGACGGCGCCGGCGAGCAAGAGGACCUCCGCUACGGCAUCUUCGGCUGGCCCGCUCCCGCCGCCGCGGAUCCAGGCUGCUCCAACGGCACCGGCGUCGGCGCUGGCACCUUGCACGCGGACAAGGAGGAAGAAGGCCUGGGCGUGGCCGGCCACCAUGCCUCCCGCCGCCGUCAUCCCCACCACCCCCACCGCCAGCCUCCCUCCCGCUGCCCUCCCAUCCAGCCCCCACCACCGUCGCCCCCACCGCCCUUCCACCCGUCGCCCCCACCGCAAGCGAAGGCCAAGACCGCCACCAAGCCCAAUGCUGCUGCUGCUGCUGCAGUGUCCCCCAAGCCCAAGGCUAAGGUCAAGGCCGCCGCCCUUGCCGUGGUGCCCAAGCCCCGCGCUCGCCCGCCCAAGGCCGCCAAGACCUCUGCAAAGGCCUCCCCUGCCAAGGCCAAUAAGUAG